AUUGAACGUCUCCCCUACGUCACACACUGAGUGGCCCGGGCUUGUGACCAUGGUUACCCCUAAACUAAAAGUUGUGAUUUAUUUAUUGUGUCUCGGUUGAGGAUUAUUUACCGGGUUAAAACAACAUGGCCUUUUUCGGUCUAACGAACCUCGGUUAUCAAAACCCAAUAGGCGAUAACAUGCUUGUUAAUCCCAGAGGAGCGUCUCUCCCUCCGGAUGUUGGGAUUAACAACAAAAAAGGACUGGAUUCAUCGCUUCAAGAAAAGCAGGAACCCUUGAGAUGUACAGAAACAUGCAACUUUUACCACCAGCCUGCUCCCAACAGCUCUGAGAUACACCACGGAAGCCAUGAGCGAUACAAGGAGAUGGUGAAACGGCUCCAUACACCUAGAGCCCCCAACGAGCUGUACAUCAUGCCCCUGACGGACAGUCAGCAGUAUGGAUGGAAGUCAUCAGAGAGUUUGGAACCAUGGGCCAAAAUCAAACGGUUUCCUCGAAAGUACAGUGACAUGACAAAGUUUGUGAAAGAAAUGUCGAUGAAAAAUCCAGAUUUCCGUCUGUUCUGAUGGCGCUGCAUUCAGACCACACAUUAACACACCAGGAGGAACUUCUGUUUCUCAGUUUGUUUUUAAGAUUAAACGGAAACUGAUCCACUUCUUGGAAAAA
Molecule: messenger RNA, 666 nt
Organism: Notolabrus celidotus (New Zealand spotty)
Lineage: Eukaryota; Metazoa; Chordata; Actinopteri; Labriformes; Labridae
Product: testis-expressed protein 49-like
Exons: 4
Coding region: 126-566 (146 amino acids)
Source: RefSeq, a predicted model, not a curated record